Molecule: messenger RNA, 372 nt
Organism: Rotaria sordida
Lineage: Eukaryota; Metazoa; Rotifera; Eurotatoria; Philodinida; Philodinidae
Source: the annotation of a GenBank genome assembly
AUGGAUAUUUAUGGCGAAAAUAAAACAAUAAUUGAAGCAUUACAACCAAAUGUAACAGUAAUAAGUGGUCAAAAAGCAAUUUUAACAUGUAUAUUUGAUAGUAUAAAUCAAGAUUUAUCACUUUUAUCAUCACAUCAAUUAAUAUGGAUUCGACAAAGUCAUGCAUCUUAUGAUGCUGAUUUAAUUUUAGCACAUAAUCAAGAUUUAUUAAUAUCAGAUGAUCGUUUAAAUAUUCAACGUAAUCAUAUUGAUUAUACAUUAACAAUAAUUGAUGUUAAAAUUGAUGAUGAAGGAAUUUAUAUAUGUGAAGUAAAUACACAACCACCAACAAAAGCAAUUAUUUAUUUAAAUGUUCAAGAUCAUGCAAAAUGA